Messenger RNA from Giardia duodenalis, 1596 nucleotides. Its product is annotated as Collagen alpha 1 chain. Lineage: Eukaryota; Fornicata; Diplomonadida; Hexamitidae. Gene Ontology annotation, cellular component: mRNA cleavage and polyadenylation specificity factor complex. The transcript has a single exon. The coding region runs from base 1 to 1596 and encodes 531 amino acids. The record is from RefSeq and is a predicted model, not a curated record. Gene Ontology annotation, molecular function: protein binding.
AUGCAUCAUAGCCACAACCAUGGUCACCAUGGCCGCGAUUCAGGCCCUGUUGUUCAGCAGAAGAAUGGGACCUCUAUCUCGAAGGCCAAAGCCAACAAGACAAUUGAUUAUGCUAACAACCAUAUGCUCUACUUAGCAGACCUCAUGAAUCAGUCUCAUUUUCCUCGCUUGACAGAUGUCCCACUUCCUCUCAAUUGCUACUCCCGGAUGUAUGUACCAUUAGAUCCCGUACUAGAUAAGUACAUCCAGCACAAGAAGGUCGAGGUUUCGGAGUCAAAAAAGGACUAUGUCCAGAUGCGCUGUUGUGAGUUCAAUAGCGACGGGCGCUUUAUUCUCGCGGGGAUAGAGCGUGGGGACAUCGUGUACCAUAACACGUACGACUUUUCCUACUUUUACAUGGAGACUAUUCACAAGGUCGGAAAGGAAAGCGGCUCAUCGGCGUUCAUAACUAGGCUCCGCGUCCUCCCCACGGGGGAAAACGAUAUCCUCACUUCGUCAGGCAACGGAUAUGUCGUAUAUCUAGAUAAUUUUCUCAAUCGGUUACCGAGUAAGGAGUGCUAUGGAAAGCAGGUCCAUAAGGGCUGUAUCACAGAUAUGGCUGUUGCAGGUGAUGGGUCUCACUUUGUCACAUGUUGUGAUAAGACAGCAAUCGUGUCGCACCUCAGUAACUCGGUUGAUACGUGUUUCAAGACUUUGAUCACUAUAACUGGAUUUGACAGUAGCUUGACUUCCCUUGCCUGCCACCCGUUCUCUCCCCUGCUGCUAAUAGGAGAGUACACAGGCGGAAUUUCAAUCUGGGAUCUGCGAAUAAACACGAAGAGCAAGAAAGACCCUGUGGGUAGCCAUGCGCAUAUCCUUUCUGCAAAGGUCCCACGUGAAAAUAAGAUCUCCUUUUUGAAUUGGCACAGCUCAGGCAGCAUUUACGUUGUUGGAUCAUGCGAUAAGCGAGUACGUAUCUAUGACAUACGCAACCCCUCCGAACCCAUUUACAUGGUUUCCUUAAAUAAUGACCCUACGUGCAUGAAGUGGAAUCCUGUUUUGCCCAGCACUUUUGCCGUGGGUGACAGCGGGGGGAACGUGUCCUUCUUUGACCUGGCUGUGGCCCAUGAAGUCAACAUUUCCGGCACCUACCCUGUCUCCUCUCUGGAUGAAGUAACACUGGAAAGCGUACUAGGGAUAAGUACGUCAGAGCAUUCCAGCGAUCCUAUACACUUGCGCCCACUCGAAACGAUUACUAGAGCGCACAGAAGCACAAAGGACACGCAGCAGAUCUUAGACUUAGCAUAUCAUCCCAACGGACAUGUACUAGCAACCAUCGGGGACGAUAAGGAUAUGCGUUUUUGGUCAUGUAAUAGACCCGGGACUCUUCUCCAUGACAUAUUCCAUCAUUCUGGAGAUCACACCUGGCUGAAUCCUGCAGACGAGCGAUACAGCCACAACCAAUCACACAGAAUUGUUCAUGCAACGGUUAACACAGCUGCAGAUAGGUUGAACCAGGACGAGCUCGCUCCCUUCUAUCGCACACCGGAUGAUGGCAGGCCUGCUGAAGAGGUGCUUAUCCCAGGGCUCCUUGAGAGUAGGAGCAUGUCCCUGUAG